GCCUCCGCCUCCGCCUCCGCCUCCGCCCGCGUAGCCCCGCCAUGGCUCUGUAGCCGCGACCCCUCCGUGCCCCCGGCCCUUCUCCGCGCUCACCGCGCCUGCGCUCUCCACUCCCGCCUUCUCUCUUCAGCCGAGGCCGCUGCUGCCUCUCUUUUCCGCAGCCAUGGAGUCCUCCACUUUCACCUUGGUGCCUGUCUUCGCCCAGCUGAGCAACCUCCAGAGCCGCCUCCCAGCUGUUGGUGCAGCCUCCUUCAUUGCCACCCGUGCCCAGCGCCUGUGCUGCAGCCAUGUCACUCCUGGCGACCCUGGGGCUGGAGCUGGACAGGGCCCUGCUCCCAGCUAGCGGGCUGGGCUGGCUCGUCGACUAUGGGAAACUCCCCCUGGCCCCUGCCCCCCUGGGCCCCUAUGAGGUCCUUGGGGGAGCCCUGGAGGGCGGGCUUCCAGGGGGGGGAGAGCCCCUGACAGGCGAUGGCUUCUCAGACUGGAUGACGGAGCGGGUUGACUUUACAGCUCUCCUCCCUUUGGAGCCCCCCUUACCCUCAGGUGCCCUCCCCCCACCUUCCCCAUCCCCCCCUGACCUGGAAGCCAUGGCCUCCCUCCUCAAGAAGGAGCUGGAGCAGAUGGAAGACUUCUUCCUUGAUGGCCCACUUCUCCCGCCACCCUCCCCGCCACCACAGCCGCUGCCGCUGACACCACCGCCACCACCACCACCACCGCCACCAGCACCCUCCCUUCCUCUCCCCCUGCCCACCUUCGACCUCCCCCAGCCCCCUGCCCUGGAUACCCUCGACCUGCUGGUCAUGUACUGCCGCAACGAGGCUGGGCAGGGGGAUGCGGGGUUGGCUCCCCUCCCCCCAGCACAGCAGCCCCCUCCUCCACCUCCACCCUCUCGCCCGGCCCCCUACCCCAAUCCUGCCACCACCCGAGGGGACCGCAAGCAAAAGAAGAGAGACCAGAACAAGUCAGCGGCUCUGAGGUACCGCCAGAGGAAGCGGGCAGAGGGGGAGGCCCUGGAGGGGGAGUGCCAAGGGCUGGAGGCACGGAACCGCGAGCUGAGGGAGAGGGCUGAGUCGGUGGAGCGGGAGAUCCAGUACGUCAAGGACCUGCUCAUCGAGGUGUACAAGGCUCGAAGCCAGAGGACCCACAGCUGCUAGAUGGGCAGGGCUUGGGGCUAUAGGGGGCGCUGGUCUUCAUCUCUGUUUCUGGGGCUGAGGUGGGAGGGUCCCUCUGUCAUCCCUCCGCCUCUAGCCUCUUUCCAUCCCCCCAUCUCUCUCCUUUUCUCCUUGUGUCCUUGUCCAUUUCUGAUUUUGCUCCCUUCUUCCCUCCCCAGAAUCAUGACACGUCUGGCCUUAGUCAAUACCAACACUUCUCAGGUGACAGCUGAGGGACUGGGGCCCCAGGGAGCUCAGGGUCUGUCCAGCAGGGCAGUGAGGCCGGGAAGCUGUGCAGAGUGAGGGCAGAUGAAGACGGGAGAGCCCUCUGGGGAAAAGUCAGGGAGGGUUUUAAGAUCGACACCCACAUUAUUAAGCAAAAAAA
Messenger RNA from Myotis brandtii (Brandt's bat), 1536 nucleotides. RefSeq names its product activating transcription factor 5 (gene ATF5). Lineage: Eukaryota; Metazoa; Chordata; Mammalia; Chiroptera; Vespertilionidae. Bases 288 to 1154 code for a protein of 288 amino acids. The transcript is spliced from 3 exons. Gene Ontology annotation, biological process: regulation of transcription by RNA polymerase II. The record is from RefSeq and is a predicted model, not a curated record. Gene Ontology annotation, cellular component: nucleus. Gene Ontology annotation, molecular function: DNA-binding transcription activator activity, RNA polymerase II-specific; RNA polymerase II transcription regulatory region sequence-specific DNA binding.